AUGUUUAAGACCAGUAGCGAAGACUUGUUUCUGCCUUCACCUGAGCUACUGGACAGCGUGCAGUCUGUGGAGGAAUCUGACGGUGACUGUGGUGGAAGCACCGUAUCGUUGGCCGAAGCCCUGCUCCCUGUGACGGAGUCCUCACCACCUCUAAUCCCCUGGGUUUGCUCAACCCGCUACAAGACGGCGCUCUGCACCAGUUACUCAGAUGAUGGUUUCUGCAAGUAUGCCGAGCGCUGCCAGUUUGCCCACGGCCUCCACGAACUCCAUGUUCCCUCACACCAUCCAAAGUAUAAGACAGAGUUGUGUCGCAGCUACCACACAGGUGGCUACUGCUACUAUGGCAACCGUUGCCUGUUUGUCCACAGUCCCACAGAGCAACGCCCCACCCUCCGUCGUCGCAGGAACGUCCCGUGCCGCACCUUCCGUGCCUUUGGGAUUUGUCCCUUUGGAACCCGCUGUAACUUCCUGCAUGUGGAGGGCAAAGAUGAAGAUGGCUGUCACGAUUUGGCCAGUUUUGGUGAAAAGACCUCAUUUGUGCAAAACCCUCAGCACCAUCAAAAGACCAAGGGGUGGAAACCUCGAGGGGCUCUGUGCCGCACCUUCAGCACCUUUGGUUUCUGCCUGUACGGAACCCGCUGUCACUUCCAGCACGGCCUCCCUAACAGGAUAAAAACCUCCAGUCAACACAAAGGGUUGCUGUCCACUUCACGUUUACCUUCUGCAUCAGACUCUUCAGCCUCAUCAUCUCCUCCACCCACCACCCCAGACGCACCAGCACACAAUGCUUUCACCUUCUCCAGUCAGCACUUAAAUGAUCUGCUCCUGCCACUGGCCCUCCACCUGCAGAAGCUGGAGAGCACAAAGGCCCAGGAGAUCUGGGCCAACAGGGUGCUCUAA
Messenger RNA from Pelmatolapia mariae (spotted tilapia), 900 nucleotides. RefSeq names its product cysteine three histidine 1 (gene cth1). The record is from RefSeq and is a predicted model, not a curated record. Gene Ontology annotation, molecular function: metal ion binding; mRNA binding. Bases 1 to 900 code for a protein of 299 amino acids. NCBI's taxonomy places the organism in Eukaryota, Metazoa, Chordata, Actinopteri, Cichliformes, Cichlidae. The transcript has 2 exons.